Molecule: messenger RNA, 357 nt
Organism: Anneissia japonica
Lineage: Eukaryota; Metazoa; Echinodermata; Crinoidea; Comatulida; Comatulidae
Product: telokin-like
Exons: 2
Coding region: 1-357 (118 amino acids)
Source: RefSeq, a predicted model, not a curated record
AUGGUUUUUCCCCGUCCUAUUUCAGUUGAAGAAAUAAUUUCAGCAGCUGAGGAGGCCGUGCCCCCUAAGUUUGUACAGAAGAUCUCAAAUGUUGAUGUAGUCGAGGGAAAUCCUGCAUGCUUUGACUGUCAAAUUGUUGGUACACCACAACCUGAUGUGAGAUGGUAUAAGGAUGGAACAGAAAUUACACACUUGGCUGAUUACCAUAUUGUAAAUCGCUCAGAUGGAACCAACUCUUUAACCAUUCGAGAGACAUUUGCGGAGGAUAUGGGUCAGUACAGUGUUAAGGCUGUAAACAAAGCAGGCAGUAACUUUUGUGAGGCUCUGCUGACAGUUCAAGAUUUAAAUGAUAGUUGA